UUGUAGAAGUAUUCUCCUCCACCACCACCAAUUAGUUGAGUGGAGUCAACCUGUGUGUGAUUAAAGUGUCACGUGAUUUAAAAACUCAGUGUAUUGAAAAGAACAAUCCUAAACACCAUCAGCAUCACGAAGAUAAAGGAGCCAUCAAAACAAGUCUGGGACAAAGUUCUGGGAAACUGCCAUUAUUCCCAAUUUCCCAUUAAUGUGAUGUAGAAUGUGAUGUCGCUGAAAAAUGAGUAAGAAAAGAAGCUUGGGUUUAUUUUUUAGGAUCUAAUAUAAUAAUGAAACCUCACUGUUAUCACUUACAUUUGAAAAUGUUGCAUUUGCUUCUCUUGAACCAGGUGAACCAGACUUAUCCAACUCUGACAUUAGACAGGUGCUACAGUCGAGGCGAGACCAGGAACAUCCAUGAUAUGAACAAAACUAAAACAGGAAACAUCCAAACUCCAGGCGUGUCAGGCUUGACUCGGAUCACUGCGCAGGCCUUAAUGUGUCAGAACCUCGGCUUGACGGUGACUGCAGCGAGUUGAACUUCCCCGUAGAAGAAAGAGGCUGUUGGCUCGCUUUCUGCUUCACGAGCCUCGGCGUGAGAACUACUUCCGGUUUCUGUCACACCGGCCGCCUGUCUCACUCAAGGCUCUCACUCGGAGCCUGAAAAAUGCAGAUUUGUUGCCGAGCAACCGCAGCAUGCCAGCAUCGGUGACGCUUCACAUCCUGGCUGGAAGUGAGAGAAAUGCUUUAUGCAGCACUUACAAAAUGAAGUAUUUACACACCAUCUACCUGGGCAUCCGGAGUAGGCGCAGCAGUGAGAACGACCGCUGGAGGUUCUAUUGGAGGAUGGUGUACGAGUACGCUGAUGUCAGCAUGCUCCACCUGCUCGCCACCUUCCUGGAGAGCGCGCCUCAACUCGUCCUGCAGCUCUGCAUCAUCAUCCAGACUCACAAGCUUCAGGCCGUGCAAGGAAUGACUGCCGCUGCCUCUCUGGUGUCCUUGGCUUGGGCUCUGGCAUCCUACCAGAAAGCUUUACGGGAUUCACGUGAUGACAAGAAACCUGUCAGCUACCUGGCCGUCAUCAUCCAAUUCUGCUGGCACUUCUUCACCAUCGCGGCACGUGUUGUGACCUUUGCCCUGUUCGCCUCCGUGUUCCAGCUCUACUUUGGAAUUUUUAUUGUGCUGCAUUGGUGCAUUAUGACCUUCUGGAUUGUGCACUGCGAGACCGAGUUCUGCGUCACAAAGUGGGAGGAGAUUGUUUUUGACAUGGUGGUGGGGAUCAUCUACAUCUUCAGCUGGUUCAAUGUAAAGGAGGGCCGCACACGCUGCCGCCUCUUCAUCUACUACUUGGUCAUCUUGUUGGAAAACGCAGCGCUCAGUGCACUCUGGUAUCUCUACCACUCACCACUGAGCACCGAUACCUUUGCUGUUCCCGCCCUGUGCGUCAUUUUCUCUAGCUUCUUCACAGGAAUCGUCUUCAUGCUCAUGUACUACGCUUUCUUCCAUCCUAACGGACCACGAUUUGGACGCUCGGCCAGCCUGAGCCAGCUGGAUGAUACCAACGUCACCACCGGCUUCACCAUGCCAACCGAAGGUGCUACCAAUUCUCUUCGCUCCAACAGGGGUGGCACGCUUGCAAGGGACGCUGAUCGCGAUGCUAAGUAUGCCGAGCGAGACGGAUGCGCUCCUGUUUUUCAAGUACGUCCCACAGCUACGUCCACGCCAUCCUCUCGCACUCCUCGCGUGGAGGAAACCGUGAUCAGAAUAGACGUAUGCAGGAACCGAUACCCAGCCUGGGAAAGACACGUGCUGGACCGUGGCAUACGCAGAGCCAUCUUGGCUAUCGCUAACUCACCUACACCACCUCGACUGCAGUACAAGGAUGACAUGCUCAUCCAGGAGAGGCUGGAGUAUGAGACCACGUUGUAGCUCACCCAAUUUUCCACAACUUGGUGCGUGGAAUCUUAUAGGUUAUCAUCCAUUAACAGCAGGACUGUGGCAAUAACAUUGACUAGCAGAGUGGGACUAUCAAGCCCAUAGCAUUUAGCCAUGAUGUUGAUUGUCAUGGAUUGCAAAAAAUAAAAAUAAAAAUGAAAAAAAAAAGAAUAAAAUAUAAAAACAAAGAAAUAGGCACAUGUUCACUGGUGUAAGGAUUGGUAUUUUUUAAUCUUUUUUUUUGUUCC
Molecule: messenger RNA, 2174 nt
Organism: Neoarius graeffei (lesser salmon catfish)
Lineage: Eukaryota; Metazoa; Chordata; Actinopteri; Siluriformes; Ariidae
Gene: xkr4
Product: XK related 4
Exons: 4
Coding region: 688-1920 (410 amino acids)
Biological process (GO): apoptotic process involved in development; phosphatidylserine exposure on apoptotic cell surface; engulfment of apoptotic cell
Cellular component (GO): plasma membrane
Source: RefSeq, a predicted model, not a curated record